GCGCGGAGUCUGGUGGCCCGCAGCAGUCGGCCGGCCACCUGCGGCAAAGGCGGUGUAAUGCCACGCGAGUGAGUGACGUGCUGUGGGGCAAAGGCCCGCUCGUUCGAAAAUAGAAAACGGAAAAAUUGAACCCCAGACCCAGAUGGGAGUUUACGAGGAGCGGGGCACGAUGCACUGGCAACAGAGUGAGAGGUACCUAUCAUCGGCUUACGAGGGGGGUGGCGAGCUAUCACCGGCGGCGCCGGCCGCGUCGCCGGGUUCGCCGCGGGACUGCACCUCGUGCCGCAAGCGCGAGCCGCCCGACGAGCCGCCGCAAGCCGCCGCCGAUGACCCCUGCGCCGGCUGCGGAGCCCGCAUCACCGACCGCUACUAUCUGCUGGCUCUGGAGCGACGCUGGCACACUCCCUGCCUCAGGUGCUGUGAAUGCAAGAUGCCGUUGGACUCCGAACAGCGGUGCUAUGCCCGCGACAGCAACAUCUUCUGCAAGAACGAUUAUACUAGGUUAUACGGUUCAAAGCGGUGUGCCCGCUGCAACACGGCUAUAUCGGCCAUGGAGUUGGUGAUGCGCGCGCGCGACCUGGUGUUCCACGUGCAUUGCUUCUCCUGCGCGCUGUGUAACACCCCCCUCAACAAGGGAGACACCUUCGGAAUCAGAGAUUCAGCUGUUUAUUGCAGGCUGCAUUAUGAAACGAUGCCGGAGUACGGUCCCCACAUUGCAGUUCCGGGUCCUCCGCAGAUGUGCCCGGGGCCGUACGGCGGGCCCCCUCCCGGGCCGCAUUACCCCCCUUACCCCUCCCCCGACUUCUCCCGGGUGGAGGCAGACGUUCCCAAAGGCGCCUUUUUCAACGGAGCCGCCGCCCCGCCGCCGCGACAGAAAGGCCGCCCCAGGAAAAAGAAGCCUAAAGACCAGGACCUCAUGACCGCCAACCUCGAUCUGAACCCUGAGUAUCUGGAGCUGGGGUUCCGCGGCGGCGGCGGGCUGGGCACCACGUCCCGCACUAAGCGCAUGCGCACCAGCUUCAAACACCACCAGCUGAGGACCAUGAAGUCCUACUUCACCAUCAACCACAACCCGGACGCUAAGGACCUGAAGCAACUCAGCCAGAAGACAGGGCUGCCGAAGCGUGUGCUGCAGGUGUGGUUCCAGAACGCGCGAGCGAAGUGGCGGCGAAUGGUCACAAAACAGGAGAACAAGAUGGCAGAGAAAUGCUCUCCAGACGCUUCGUUGGAGAUGGACAUGUACCACGGCUCCAUGGGCUCCAUACAGUCGCUGCCUCCGCACAGCCCGCCCUACAGCGUGAUGGGGGGCCCCCCGAGCCCCAACUCCAUGGAUUGUCCAUAGCCCCAGUUCUGCGCUUUAUGAGCGCCCCAAAAUGGAACUUUGUGACUUUCAGUGUAUCGUCAAUCCAUGACCUGAAGAUUUGGUGUCGAAACAAACUAGUAGGAGUUGCAAUAUUCUAGCAUGAAAAGUGUUUAUUGUACUUUGUAACUAAUGAAUCUCUGGACUGGACUAAAUAAUUAUGAAUGAACCUGGUAAUGAAAUUAGUGAGCAAUAGUGAUUGUAAAUUACUAAAUGUAAGUAUUUGGUUGUGUAAAUAAAUUAUAGUAAGAACAACGAGAAAUUUGUCAUCUUUUUGAAUGCUUGACAUUUCGUUUCAUCACGUGCUUUACGUACAUACGUUCAAAUCUGGAUUCAGACUCUCCACGUGAAAUCGAUCGUGACCAUCAGACAGAUAAGACAUAGGUAUAGCAACCCAUAAAGCAUUAUCCUAUAGGGAGUUUUCGUCUAAUCUGAAAUAUAUAUAAUCAUGAAACUAUAAGAAUAGGUAUUUAACGUUUCCACUAAGAUUUCAUUAGAUCUAUUUGUAAGCUAAUGCACAAAUGGAUAAUCCAGCUUUUACCCAAUAGAUAUCGGGUUUACGACUUAGUAGAUGCAUCGAAAGACAACGAUGUUUGAAAGCAAUAUAUAUAUAUAUAUAUAUAUAUAUAUAUAUAUAUAUAUUUAGUGUCAUGUAUUUAUUCAUUCCGAUACUAUUUUUCGGAAUGAAUUACUUAGUAUUAACAAAACGCUCUUUGAAGAUCGUAUCAAGAAUAAGAUUUUUUUUUGUCUUUCACAAUAAUUCAACGAAAGAUUGAAACAAAACUAAGUAAUCUAUUAAAUAUGUUAAAUAAACCGAUUUUAUAUUGUCUUUUGACAGUUGGGCCUUAUGUUAUCUGUUUCAAUUCAGGUGGACUUUUAAUCUACUUCAUAUGUCAUUUAUGAAUACGUAAACACAGUAAUUCGUAUAUAAAAUAAGUACGCGAGAGUUUGGAUAUGAAGAAUCUAUCAAUUGGUUCAUCGAACCAAAAACAUGAAGAUUUUUUAAAUAAUAUAUACUAUUUAUUUAUUUGAUUAAUAAUACCUAUUUAAUUUAGAAUAUAAGUGUAGUAUUACGGAACCAUAGAAUGUAAAAAUUUCCAUAGAAUAUACAAUAUUAUUAAUAAGUAGUAGUUAAAUGUAAGCAAUAAAUGUGAAAUACUUAUUGGGUUCGGCCAUUGAAAGACAUUCGUUAAUGUAUGCAGUGGGAUGCACGAUGCACACUCAACUGUUCCUGUAAUAAAAUCUCCAUUGUUUGAUGUGAGAGCGUUCAGGCCGAGAGCCUAUAGGAAUGAGAGACUAAUGGCCGCACCCAAAAUAUUGGCCGGUAAAAACAAAAAGACAAAUUAUCAAGAUAAAAUUUUCCAACACAUUACAUACUUACUUUAAAAUUUGCAUUAGUAACGUUAUUUAAGUAGAUUUAUCUUUUUUAGCAUUAUCUAAGUAUGAAUUCCGGCUAAGUACACGCACUGUUAGUUCCUUUUUGUAUAGAUUUAAAAUAAUAAUAUAUGACAUAAAUAAUCUUUCAGUAAUUUUAAUGUAGAAACACAACAAUAUCAUAAACACAAACUAUACUGACAUGACGGGAUGUUAUCUAAGUAUUUAAAAAAAAUAAAAUCAUCUUUUCACGGGAUUUCAGAUUUUACGCAUAGAGAUACAUUUUCUGCUGAUCAUUUAAAGUAAUUCAUGAUUGCAUGGCAUGUUAUACAUAUCAGUUAGUUAUGCUUUGUUAAAUUGUUUAAAUUAAAAAAAAAAAAAUUGAAAUUCAAUUGAAAUAAAAACAAUUGCGAUAAGUCAGUUCAAUAUUAUUCAAUUAUUUCUUCAUGAAUUGUAAAUGAAGAGCACAAAUUAUCCGAAUCUUAUAAUUAUAACGAUCUGUUAAUAAAAAUAUUCCAAUUUUUA
Plodia interpunctella (Indianmeal moth) is the source of this 3259-nucleotide messenger RNA. It is a transcript of the gene Bmap-A, whose product is annotated as protein apterous-like. NCBI's taxonomy places the organism in Eukaryota, Metazoa, Arthropoda, Insecta, Lepidoptera, Pyralidae. Gene Ontology annotation, cellular component: nucleus. The record is from RefSeq and is a predicted model, not a curated record. The coding region runs from base 143 to 1342 and encodes 399 amino acids. Gene Ontology annotation, molecular function: RNA polymerase II transcription regulatory region sequence-specific DNA binding; DNA-binding transcription factor activity, RNA polymerase II-specific. Gene Ontology annotation, biological process: regulation of transcription by RNA polymerase II; neuron differentiation. The transcript has 6 exons.